AUGAGAGGUUAUAUUUUCUUAUUGAUAUUAGUAGUUCUAUUGCUUGCCCUUGCAGGUUGUGGAAACACACAGGAACCUAUUAGAGAACUUCAUCAUUUUGGUCUCAAUUAUGCAGUGGACACAUCUAAAAUAGUCAUGUAUCAACUUGCUGUUCCAAAUCUACAUGGAACCAUGACGUUGGAUUUCGAUAGGAAUGGUAAAUGGAGUGGAAACUAUUCCCUCACACAUAGUAAGAUUAAUGCUAGAUUCUUUUUUGAUGCAUUCGAAUCAGAAAUGUUUUCAUUUGACUUUACAAAUCUGUCAUGUGAAAAUGUGAACUCAUGUAAAAUCACUGUGAAUACGCAAAGAUCAAUUUUGAAGAAUGUAGAUCCUUAUGGAAUGCAAAUAGUUGGCGUUAGGAAGGAUAUAGUCAGAAAUCAACUCUUAAAGUUCGAUAUUCAAUAUGAGAAUUUUGGAGAAUUUGAACUGACUAGUAAUUUUACAAUAACUUUUUCUCAAAUUAGUGAAACAUCAUUUUCCUUCCAAUACUACAUGCAAGGUGUUAUUCAUCCGGUUAGCAAUAUGAGAGCUUCAAUUCCAAUAAGCUUUCCUAGAGAUGUCAGUUAUCAUGUGGAUGAAUAUAAAACCUCCAUGUCAAUUCUCCUAUCCUUUGACAAUGCCCCAAUUAUUGACAAGUCUCAACUCUCAUUAUCCCCAAAAAUUUUGCUUCAAACCUUCUUUACUGGACUCAUCCCAAAUUACUACACUUCAAUCUAUUCCUUCCAAUUAUGGAAGACAGAUCUUAAUGGUAGAAAACUUUCCCAACGAAUUAGCAUUCCAUUUACGUAUGAUAGUUCGAAAGGUUUCGAACGAAGAGUGAGUUUUGUUUCAAAUUCAAUUUUUAUGGAUCCUGAAACAAUUCAGUGUGCCUACUUGGAUCCAGUCACGAAAUCUUUUGUUCUUGAUGAUAAUUCUCAUGUAUUGGAGGUUAGCGCAUAUGGAACCAUUAAGAAUUUUGUUUUACAAUGUUCAGAAUUUGAAUUUGAUGAGAAAUUUGAUAUUUUCAUGGUUGGUAAACAAGAUGAUAGAAAGAUGAGGGAAUGUAGGUUUGGAGAGGAUUGUGCCAUGUCAGGAAAUAUGUUACAAUAUUAUAAUAUUAUGACCGAUAGCAAGAGAUUGGAUAACUUGGUAUUGAAGGGUGACAGAAUGUCAGAAUUUGGUGGAAGUGUUAUUGUAAACAAUGAAAAUGUGACCAAUUAUCAACGUUUUGCAUCUCCAAUAACAUUCCAAAAACCUCUUUCCUUGAAAUUGGUAUUCUCUCUGAAUAUUACUAAUUUGAAUGAGUCAAAUUCGAAAGUUUCAGACAAUUUACUUCACUUGGAAUAUACCAAUAUUAUCCAGCCACAUGUUGAUCCGUUUUCAAUGAGAGUUACUAUUCUAGAUGAGAAACAGAAUGCAUUCGUUCUCUGUCAACCAGAUUCUCCUAAAUUAGGGGAAGCAGUUUGGUCAAUUGAUCCUUUUUUGACAUCAACUUUGAAAUUCAUUACAUUUGGUUUGUGGGUAUAUGACACAACCACAGCAAAUCUGGGAGAUGUUGUCUUUGUCAAUUAUCCAAGAAGAAUUGAGUACAGUUUAGAGUCUUCUCUUAGCUUGAUAGUUUACUUUGAAGAUGUUGAAAUUCGUGAUCAAGCUCAUAGACCUUACUAUAUUGUCAAUGAAAUCAAAGAUUUAACAAGUCCAUUAAGGGAUGACUACAACUUGAUCAAGAGUUUCAAGUUCGAGUAUCGCGAAGGGUUGGAAAUUAUGGAUUAUGAUGAGGGCAGAAUAUUCCAGUUUCUUCCAAGCACUCAAUUCCUAGAUUCAAAAGGAGAGGAAAUUACUCUAAGAUUUGAAGAAAUGACAUGUGCCUAUCUACUCAAAGAUUCAUCCACUGGAGAAUUUACCAUUCUCGAGUUUAGUGAUGAUAGAACAGUUCUUAAACAAGACGAAAACCAAAAUUGGAAAUAUGAGCUUGAUUGCUCGGAAGAUAUUAGAGAAACUGAAUUUUAUGUGAUGUUGAUAGCAAGAAAGUUCAAGAGGGAGCUUCAGAUUUCAAGAUUUGGUGAGAUGAUUGUCCUUGAUCCAAGAUUGAUUACUGAAUUUAGAAGUGAAUGGUCACCUAAAGAUAUUUUACAAAUAAGUGUCAAUCCUAACAGUGAUUUGGAGGGGUAUUAUAUUUUAAAUAGUAAGAAAGUGAGCGAUUAUCAAGGAUUUAGUAUUCCUCAAACCAUACAGAAACCAUUAACUAUUUUAGGAGUUUAUGAGCUAGUUCAAAAUUCCAGAUCAAGCAAUGAUGAGAAAAUGUUAAAUGCCAUUGACGUGUACUUGAAAAAAGAUAGUUCAAUUUUCAAUAUGGAUCCUCUUUCUUUUAGAUUGUUCAAAGUGGACAUAGACACAUCAAGUUUCCAAUUAAUAUUCGAUGACAAACCUUUCGCAGGACCUUGGAAUUUUCAAGACAAUUUAUUGGUUAAUCGAGAGUUUACAUUUGCUGUUUGUGCGUUCACAUCCAACAAAGCUGAAUUUGGUGAAAAUUACCUAAUUUCUUAUUCCAGAUUAUUGACCUACAACUUGAGUAAUGAUGAUUUUGUUUCGUAUACAUUUGAAAAUGAAAAUGAUCUAACAGGGUCAAACUUUAAAAUGGUUCAUUUGAAUACCCAGCAAACUACUAUAAUAGAUCCAAUUUCUAAAGAGGAGUACAUCCCAAUAUACUUAUUUUCAAUCUCACAAAAUUUGAUGACUUUUGGAUUGAACAGUUGGCGGGAAUUUUCAAUUUCAAAUGUAAAUGUGGAUUUGGAUCCAAAUUCUGUUAGAUGUGCUUAUUCAUUAGGACAGGGGUUUCAUAUUUCUCAAACUACUAAACCACUUGUGAUUGGAAAUCAAGUUUCCAUGAAAUGUUUGGAUAAUAUUAUGGUCAACUCGUACAAUUUUACGAUUAUUGCCAAAAAGAUGAACUAUCCACCAACUCCAAUCCCAAGUCCAUCUAUCAAACCAACACCAGAACCAAGUAUUGUUCCAGAACCUUCAAUUCGUCCACCAACACCUAUUCCUUCACUACAACCAGCUCCUGUUCCAUCUACUUAUCCAGAACCUCCAACACCAAUCAGUUCAUUCGAUAGAGAAAAUGGAAUUAAUCUCGGUAAGGAUACAUCAGUUUCAAGAAUUAUCAAAUCUGGAGAUUCUAUUCUCUAUAGAAUAUCCAUUCGUCCAAAUCAACAGCUUUCGCUUUCAUGCGCUUCACUCAUGGGAAAGUCUAUGAACAUAUUUAUUGGACAAGAUUUCAAACCUACACAUCAAAAGUUUACUCUCCAAAUGAAUUCGAAUCAAGUUAGGUCAGUGGAAAAUCGAUCAGCGCAGUCACAAGUAAUUUUUAUAAUGGUUGAGGGCCCUUCUGAAGGUUCUUCUCAAAUUGUUCUUCUUCCUUCCGUUGAAAAAGUUGAAAAUCCUGAGAAUAGUCCUAUUCGAAAUGAGAGUAAUGGUUAUUCUGCAUUUUUUGCAAUAACUGCUUUAUUGACCUUAAUGUUAAUCGGUUCAAUGUUUGUAACAUUGGGAGUUUUUAUAUAUAUGAGAAGGAAACAACAGAUUAUUUCAAAUAUGGGAAAGGAAUCCUAUGAGUUGAUUUUGAAAGAAAGACCAAAUGGAGAUCAAGUAAGAGCAAGUUAUUACACGGAGGAAAAUUUAUAG
This is a messenger RNA of Naegleria gruberi, 3699 nucleotides long. RefSeq lists its product as uncharacterized. The transcript has a single exon. The record is from RefSeq and is a predicted model, not a curated record. Bases 1 to 3699 code for a protein of 1232 amino acids. Lineage: Eukaryota; Heterolobosea; Eutetramitea; Acrasida; Naegleriidae.